AUGCAGCGACGAUGGUCCCUCCAAGCUGCAAGCCUCCGUCAAGACGGCCUUUUUCGCGCUACCACAGCUACGGUGAUCCUGUCUCGUCUCGGGGGAAUAUUCUCUGCAACUCCACUGCAGGAGGAUCUCUUUCAAGAAACCAGGGUUGUGGAGGCCAUUGAUAUCUUCGUCAGUCACUCCUGGGCAGCAGAUCGCUGGGCAAAGUUUCUGGCCAUGUGCUUCGCCUUGAACUUGAGCCUGGCAAUGAAGUCCACACUCGCCGCAAUUCUUCUGGGUCAAUGCUUGCUUGGACUUCUCCCUGCGCAGUCAGUUAGCAUGGUCUUUCUGGUCGCCAUGGAUGUGCCGGUUCUCGCCUUCUUCCUUGUGCUCUUGUUCGGACAGCAAAUCACUUGUGGGCUCUGGGGCCCCAGCCUUUGGCUAGACAGAAUCUGCGUCAAUCAGAACAUCCAGUCGGACAAAAAGAGGGCCAUCGCAGGCCUUGCUGCUUUCGUGGCGCGCUCGUCACAGAUGCUGGUGCUCUGGGACGAGACAUACUUUCAGAGGCUAUGGUGCAACUUCGAGCUAUCUGUCUUCCUAAAGUGCCACGACGUGAGGAAGUUGCAGUUCGUUCCACUCUGGCUCCCACCAUGGCUUCUGACCACAAUGACAUGCUGCUAUGCUGGAGGACGUCUCGCCGCCAUCGCUGCAGCGUUCGCUGACAUCCAGGCUCUUGAAGAUCAGAGUGGUAGCCAACACGCGGGUCGUGGCACUGCCCUGGCUUUCGGAACGAACCGAUUGCUGAAGUAUAUCGCAGAUGGCCAGGGCUUCCUCGUCUUCUUCAUUCCUUCAUUGAUAUUCAGCAUCGUAUCCUUCCAUGCAAAGCUUCAAGGCCACCGGCUGAUGCUUCAAAGCAUCCGAAACUUCGACCUAAGAGCAGCGGACUGUGCCAUUGAAGAGGAUCGGCUUCAAAUCGAGGCACAAGUCUGUGAGCUUUUCGAUGGACUCGAGGAGCCGAUAAUUGUAUCACCAAUUGAAUCUACUGCUACAUUCUCGGACAGCGAGGAGAUCAGCUUGCCAGUGCUGUCAGUGGAGGAGAGGCGUUCGAUACGUGCAGUCACAGGUUAUGCUAAUGAUGGCGAGUGCAUCGGCGCCUUUAAUUCGUACGUGCAUGGGCCCCUUCUAAAUGCAGUCAUGGAAGACCUGGGAGACGAAGUGCAAGCACCAUGGCUUGUGUGCUCCUUGAGUUUUCUUCCUGCAACCCUGUGUUUCGUGGCCUUGACGUUGACUUCGGCACCUGACUUCCGCAGCGCAGGCUUUCCUUCGGCUGAGCUCUUCGUCGCCGAGAACUACGUUCAGAUUCUCUGCAUGACCUUGCUUAUUCUACCGUUGGCACAUCCUCUGCUUCUACGUGCAAUGAGCUUCUUUGCAACCAUAGAUGGACCCGGAGUGCUCAGGGGCAUGUUGGCCCUGGCAGCAGGCAUUGCUAUCUACAGCUUUCUUCUGCUCGUGUCGUCUAUACUAACUGGAAUGCUGGAAGUCUUCGUGCUAACACUGCAUGUCGCAUUUCUUGCUGGGUUCUUGGUGUCCUUUCUGCUUGUUUUCGUUGCAAGCCGUAGUCUUUUUGGUGGCAGCCACUGGCUGUGGCAGCUUCCGGAGAUAUCUUGCAGGUGCCUGGCCCGAACUUAA
Symbiodinium sp. CCMP2592 is the source of this 1665-nucleotide messenger RNA. The record is from the annotation of a GenBank genome assembly. Lineage: Eukaryota; Dinophyceae; Suessiales; Symbiodiniaceae.